AUCUGAGUGGCAGCAGCCAGAGAGCGGCAGCCGGGUGUGGUUGUGAGGAUUUGGAAGCCGAGAGCAGUCACUCACACUGUUGGAGAUGUGGAAAUCUGUAGUGGGGCACGAUGUAUCUAUCUCUGUGGAGACCCAGGGAGAUGACUGGGACACUGACCCUGACUUUGUGAAUGACAUCUCUGAGAAGGAACAGCGGUGGGGAGCCAAGACCAUCGAGGGCUCUGGGCGCGCAGAACACAUCAACAUCCACCAGCUGAGGAACAAAGUGUCGGAGGAGCAUGGCGUUCUCAAGAAGAAAGAAAUGGAAUCGGGGCCCAAAGCAUCUCACGGCUACGGAGGCCGGUUUGGAGUAGAAAGAGACCGAAUGGACAAGAGUGCUGUGGGCCAUGAGUAUGUUGCUGAGGUGGGGAAGCACUCUUCUCAAACGGAUGCUGCCAAAGGUUUUGGGGGCAAAUAUGGAGUUGAGAGAGACAGGGCAGACAAGUCAGCGGUUGGCUUUGAUUACAAAGGAGAAGUGGAGAAGCACACAUCUCAGAAAGAUUACUCCCGUGGCUUUGGUGGUGGUUAUGGGGUGGAGACGGAUAAAUGGGACAAGGCAGCCCUGGGAUAUGACUACAAGGGAGAGACGGAGAAACACGAGUCCCAGCGAGAUUAUGCCAAGGGCUUUGGCGGCCAGUAUGGAAUCCAGAAGGACCGAGUAGAUAAGAGUGCACUUGGCUUCAAUGAAAUGGAGGCUCCAACCACAGCUUAUAAGAAGACAACACCCAUCGAGGCUGCUUCCAGUGGUGCCCGUGGACUGAAGGCCAAGUUUGAGUCUAUGGCUGAGGAGAAAAGGAAGCAGGAGGAAGGGGAGAAGGCAAAGCAGCAGGCCAGGCGGCAACAGGAGCGAAAGGCUGUAGUGAAGACGAGCCACACCGUGUCUGCGGAAGAGCCAGUGGUGCCAGCACCAUUGCCCAAGAAAAUCUCCUCAAAGGCCUGGCCUCCAGCAGGAAGUGGCUCACCUCCAGAGCCUGAGCCGGUGAGGACCAGCAGGGACCGCCCUGGGCCCGCUCUGCCUUCGAGGCGUAAUCCUCAGGAGGACAACGAGGAGCCCCCAGCUCUACCCCCCAGGACACUGGAAGGCCUCCGGGUGGAGGAAGAGCCAAUCUAUGAAGCAGAACCUAUGCCCGAGCCCGAGCCCGAGCCUGAGCCUGAGCCUGAACCUGAGCCCGAGAAUGACUAUGAGGAUGCUGAGAACCUAGACAGAUGUGAGCAGGAAGAUGAUGCACUGGGGGACUAUGAGGACCCAGAGAACAUGGACCGAUGUGAACAGGAAGAUGAUGCACUGGGGGACUAUGAGGACCCAGAGAACAUGGACCGAUGUGAGCAGGAAGAUGAUGCACUGGGGGACUAUGAGGACCCAGAGAACAUGGACAGAUGUGCACAGGAAGAUGAUGCACUGGGGGACUAUGAGGACCCAGAGAACAUGGACCGAUGUGAGCAGGAAGAUGAUGCACUGGGGGACUAUGAGGAUGUACUCGAGCCCCAGAAUCCUCCUCUUCCCUCCACCCUGGAUGGAUCAUCAGGCCACCCAGCUGGGGCGAGGGGGACCUCAGCUGUAGCCCUGUAUGAUUACCAAGGAGAGGGAAGUGAUGAGAUUUCCUUUUAUCCGGAUGACAUCAUCACAGAUAUUGAGAUGGUGGACGAGGGCUGGUGGCGGGGACGUUGCCAUGGCUACUUUGGACUCUUCCCUGCGAAUUAUGUCAAGCUCCUCGAGUGAAUGGCUGUCCCCAUUUCUUGGGCUUUGAUGCCCCAUGUCCAAAGUGGCUCCCCCUCCCCAUUCCUGCUUCAAGUAUCUAAGAGGAUGUUGAGUUGCCAGAGGUUCUAGGCAGACUUCCUCCUCCAAGUCCAUGAGAGUCUCAGAGGCAGAGGCAGCAGAAGGAAGGGGGUGUGCUGCCCCUCAGUGCCCUUACUACCCCAGAGAAGCCCCAAGCCUGCUCAUGGACACUUAUCUUGUGAUCUUGCUGCUCCACUGAUGAAUGCUCUCUCUAACCAUCCCAAGCUCUGAGCUCCUUCCUGGCUUUCCUGGUUUACCUAUGGGGGGUGGGGAGGGAGGGUGCAGAGUGGGGGUACCAAGAUGCCCUCAUUUGCCAGGUUGUGUUGUCUGCCCACUUUCCUUUCUUGUGGAGUGAUCUGCAAAUUUCUGUGCCCCAUCCUUAAAGUUGGAAAUAAAUUGGGAAAUAAAUUCAUCCCUAUGUUGA
Molecule: messenger RNA, 2240 nt
Organism: Echinops telfairi (small Madagascar hedgehog)
Lineage: Eukaryota; Metazoa; Chordata; Mammalia; Afrosoricida; Tenrecidae
Gene: HCLS1
Product: hematopoietic cell-specific Lyn substrate 1
Exons: 14
Coding region: 86-1759 (557 amino acids)
Biological process (GO): regulation of actin filament polymerization
Cellular component (GO): actin filament; plasma membrane; cortical actin cytoskeleton
Molecular function (GO): actin filament binding
Source: RefSeq, a predicted model, not a curated record